Molecule: messenger RNA, 1191 nt
Organism: Hypanus sabinus (Atlantic stingray)
Lineage: Eukaryota; Metazoa; Chordata; Chondrichthyes; Myliobatiformes; Dasyatidae
Exons: 5
Coding region: 1-1191 (396 amino acids)
Source: RefSeq, a predicted model, not a curated record
AUGGCCAUUAUUUCACCAAUGGGGAAGGCCCUGGUGGGUCCGGUAACAGAAAGGAAUUGGGUGCUCGCUGUUCAUGAACCAAUGCACAUCAGUGAGCAGAGGGGUGUCACUGAACCUGAACAAUGUGCAUCGGAUAGGAACAACUGCGGAGGAAUGAGCCGCGAUUCCAUUGACUACAGAUUGACAUUUGUUAAGCGACCGGACGAAAUCACAGGAGAUGAUGACCCGAACGUUUACAGAGUGGAAAUGUCCUGUGGACACGCUGUGGAUCCCAUUUCACUCACGGAAUGGUGUCGGAUCCGUAUCAGCGAGGGUCAUUUCAAAUUCCACUGCCCUGCAGUAAUAGAUGGGAUAAAUGAAGGCUGUGGAAAGGAAUGGUCCUACAUGGAGGUGUGCAGACACGCAUUGCUCUCUGUUGAGGAACGACAGGAUUUUGAAGAGAAGCUUGCCACUCUUGCCGCUUCAAGCUACUGUGAAUUCAAACAGUGUCCUAGGUGUGAGAGUUACGUGGAACGGAAAGAUGAGAUGAACAUGUCAGUGACUUGUUCAGUCUGCACAGCCAACGAUGGAAUCCCUUUUGAAUUUUGCUGGCAAUGUAUGAAGGAGUGGAAAGGCCCAGCUCCGCAAUCUGAUAAAUGUGAUAAUGAAGGAUGCAUUAAUAUCCAGCUGGAAACCUUGAGGAACUGUGACACAAAAACUUUACCUUACAGCAAUAUUCAAAAUUGUCCAAAGAUCCGUGCUUGUCCCACUUGUGGGUUGCUUAUAGAACAUAAAGAUAUGUGCAAAUAUGUCAUUUGCAUCAGAUGCCAUGUGGAAUUUUGCUUUGCCUGCCUUAGCACAAAGGCAAUUUGCAGUGAAUCAUCUGAGUAUUCUCUUCAUUGUGCUAUACCUGUAGCCCCAAGGCAAACAAGUAUUCCAGUGUGGAAUCGUACUCAAGUUCAGAUCUCCAAUUCCACUUCAGAUUCCUAUUCAUUUGGCAGUACAAGUCCCACUCCAAGUCCCACCCCAAGUCCAAGUCCCACUCCAAUUCCCACCCCAAAUCCCUCUCCAAGUCCAAGUCCCACUCCCACCCCAAGUCCCGCUCCAAAUCAUAUUCAGAAUCCUAUACAAAAUCCCACUCGAAAUCGUAUUCAGAAUUUCUUUUCAAAUUUUAAUAGGCUUUCCAAGUAUAGGUGUUGCACAAUUCUAUAA